GCAAUCAUUUCCACACUGAAAGAUAAGAUGCAGAGGGGCAACCUCUCAAUGGGAUCUGAAUUUGUUCUUGUAGGCCUUUCUGAUGCUCCAGAAGUCCGUUUUCUUCUCCUUGUGUUGUUUUUGAUCAUUUAUUUGGCCACUGUGGCAGGCAACAUCUCAAUCCUUGUUGCUAUUAGCACAAACACUCAUCUGCACAACCCCAUGUACUUCUUCCUUGGCAACUUAUCCUUACUGGAUAUCUUAUGUCCCACUAUCAUUGUGCCAAAGAUGCUGGAGGCCUUGUUGCUAGAGAACAAGGUGAUUUCAUUCCAUGGCUGCAUGUUCCAGCUGUUCUUCCUUAUUGAUGUCAUAGGCACGGAGAUUUUCCUCUUGGCUGUGAUGGCAUAUGACCGUUACGUUGCAAUAUGCCAUCCGCUGCAGUACAUGAAUAUCAUGAGCAUGAAGCUGUGUGCUCACCUCGCCACUGGCACCUGGGUAGCAGGGUUGUUAAACUCCCUGUUACACACAUCUUUGAUUUUUACACUCUCUUUUUGUGCUUCUAAUGAAGUUGACCAAUAUUACUGUGAUAUCCCUCCCAUGCUGGCCCUCUCCUGCUCCUCUACUUACAGUAGGGAACUGGUAAUUCUCACAGUUGCUGGGGCCGUUGGGGGCAGCGCCUUUGUGGUCACUCUGAUCUCUUAUAUCUACAUCCUCUCAGCUAUCCUAUGCAUGAACUCUUCUGAGAGCAGGCACAAAGCUUUCUCCACCUGUGGGUCUCACUUGACAGCAGUUUGCCUUUUCUACGGGGCCACCAUUUGCACAUAUGCACGGCCUUCCUCUGCCUACUUGCCUAAGCAGGACAGGAUAGUUUCUAUGCUCUAUGGAAUCCUCACUCCCCUGCUAAACCCCAUAAUCUACAGUCUGAGGAACAAAGAAGUGAAAUGUGCCCUGAGAAGAGUGAUCAGCCAGGUAAGAACUGUUUUAAUAAGACAAGAACAUCAUUCUCUGUCUCUGGCACCCUCUGGAGCCCCACCAGCUGGAUAUGAACUUUGA
Molecule: messenger RNA, 1032 nt
Organism: Nestor notabilis (Kea)
Lineage: Eukaryota; Metazoa; Chordata; Aves; Psittaciformes; Psittacidae
Product: olfactory receptor 5AR1-like
Exons: 1
Coding region: 28-1032 (334 amino acids)
Biological process (GO): G protein-coupled receptor signaling pathway
Cellular component (GO): membrane
Molecular function (GO): G protein-coupled receptor activity; olfactory receptor activity
Source: RefSeq, a predicted model, not a curated record